Molecule: messenger RNA, 1233 nt
Organism: Ascochyta rabiei
Lineage: Eukaryota; Fungi; Ascomycota; Dothideomycetes; Pleosporales; Didymellaceae
Exons: 1
Coding region: 1-1233 (410 amino acids)
Source: RefSeq, a predicted model, not a curated record
AUGGCCGACACACCACCUUUCGCCUUGAAUACACUCAAGGCCGACUUCGAGCUAUCUGACGCCCAGUUUGACGCAUUACCACCGCUUUCUGAAGUAGACCUUGUGCGCCAAACCGACAGCCACCUAAUCGAACACGCUACUCUGACUACCGCCGCAUACCACCCCUUCAAACUCUUCAUUGGCGAAUCCAACAUGGAUGCGUUUCAUGUGUAUCUCUACCGCACUACGGGCUCCAAACGGCAGUAUAGGAUGGAGAUCACCAGUGUCGAUCUCGAGAACGGCAGCCACUAUGAUCCAAUCGACGCCACCUAUUAUGGGACAAUAGGAAACCUUGCCUAUCCCUUCAACACGUUUCUCGGUGGAGCGCGAUUCGUUGCUGUAGUAAAGUGGUACUUCACCGUAGGCUUGCGCACUGGACUGUUCGACGAAGAUUCAGGGUUUGCAUUGAGCAGCUCAUGGCGCAGGGAUUUGCAGGGCGCUUGCAACGAGCUUCUUGCGGCUACAGACAUGGAAGAGCGUACGAAGCAACAGGCUGAAGCGAUACGAAUCGAGAAUAAAGGACAUGUCAGAGAGAAGCACCAAAAGGAAAGCCUGGAGGCGGCCAAUCGAACGGCUGGGUCGCGCCGGGCAAAGGGCAAAACAGGAAGCAUCACUGCAGAAGCCAGGAAACAUCCACAAAAUUUUCUACCUCACCAAGAGUCAGAGUCAAUCAAGGGGUAUGAUGGUCCCAAGGACGCAGAAGACCCAGGAUCAGGACAGAGUUCGGUUGUCGAGCCCAGUCCAAUGCCUCCUGUUGUGAAGUCACGUGGCGAUCGUAGGCGGGAGGACCAAGGCGCUACUCAGACGAUUCGAUCUAUAAGUCGGGGCAUCGCAGCCUCGAACGAGGACUUGAGACGAAGGGCGCAGGGCAUCCGUGAAGCACAAGGCAGCAGGCUAGAUGCAGUCGAUGGCCGAGCACUCGACUACAAUGUUGGGCAGAACGUUAAUGCUGAGGAGUCCCGGCUACAAGACACAAAGAGGCGUAUGGCCAUUUAUGAGAGCCCAGAUAGGGAUGGUCUGCUUGAAUAUGGCACGACCGACGUGGAGGCUGAAGCUGUAUCGCUGGAAGCAGAGUAUACUAUGUUGUUUCGACGCCGGGAGAAGACCAAUCAUCGUAUGCGCGCCAUUCAAAACGAGAUGAGUGUGGUUGAAUUUCAGGCUUUGCUAGAAAAGAUCGUGGAUGGUAAAAGUUGA